GAAGUACAGUAGAUUUGGCAACGCUGAAUCGCUUACUAGCCAAACCUCAUCUCCCUCCUCUCGGCUUGCACUUCGCGGCCUCCCGGUAAGCUUCUGACUUCAAACUACUCCGAAGAAAUGGUAGUUUCUCUAAGACUACCUUCGCUCUCCUCUUUGCUUUCCCCAGCCUCUCCUUUCACUUUUUCCAGGCGAGCUCUGGGAAUUUCAUGGCGGCAGCAACGCCCGUUCCGGUUGCCUCUGCUUGCUCCUGGAUUAUCUGUGCGAAGCUCGUCUACCGGGACCGAAAUUCAUGUCGACAACUCGAAGAAUCGAGUUCCGGAAGGGGCUAUCACGCCUCGGUCGCAGGACUUCAAUGCUUGGUAUUUGGAUAUUAUUGCUAACGCUGAGCUCGCGGAUUAUGGCCCUGUUCGAGGUACCAUGGUUAUUCGUCCCUAUGGCUACGCCAUAUGGGAAGCAAUACAGGAAUAUCUGAAUGUUAAGUUCAAGGAGACUGGCCACGAGAAUAUGUACUUUCCCCAGUUUAUACCCUACUCAUUCAUUGAGAAGGAAGCGAGUCAUGUCGAAGGGUUUAGUCCGGAGUUAGCUCUUGUAACCAUUGGAGGUGGGAAAGAACUUGAAGAGAAGCUUGUGGUUCGACCUACGAGUGAAACUAUUGUGAAUCACAUGUUUACACAGUGGAUUCAUAGUCACCGUGAUCUUCCCUUGAUGAUUAAUCAGUGGGCGAAUGUUACUAGAUGGGAGAUGCGGACGAAGCCCUUUGUAAGAACUCUUGAGUUUCUGUGGCAGGAGGGUCAUACUGCUCAUGCCAGUCCAGAAGAGGCAGAAAAAGAGGCUAUUCAGAUGAUUGACAUCUAUACAAAAUUUGCUUACGAGCAAGCGGCAAUACCUGUUAUUGCAGGUCGAAAAUCAAAGGUGGAGACAUUUGCUGGUGCAGACAAGACAUAUACAAUAGAGGCCAUGAUGGGGGAUCGAAAAGCACUUCAGGCAGGAACCAGCCACAACCUUGGGCAGAACUUUUCUCGUGCUUUUGGAACACAGUUCACCGAUGAAAAUGGACAAAGGCAACAUGUAUGGCAGACAUCAUGGGCAAUUAGUACACGUUUUGUUGGAGGAAUUAUUAUGACUCAUGGAGAUGAUGGAGGUUUAAUGCUUCCACCAAGGCUUGCUCCAAUACAGGUGGUAAUCGUACCAAUCUGGAAGAAAGAAGGUGUUAAAGCAGAAGUUCUUAAUGCUGCUGCUUCUGUAGAAGUAAAUCUUCGAACGGCAGGGAUAAAGGUUAAACUCGAUGAUUCUGAACAGAGAACUCCAGGAUGGAAAUUCAAUUUCUGGGAAAUGAAGGGCGUUCCUUUGAGGAUUGAGAUUGGUCCCAAGGAUGUUGCAAAUCAAAGUGUGGUUAUUUCUAGGAGAGAUAUUCCUGGAAAGCAAGGGAAAGUUUUUGGGAUAUCCAUGGAACCUUCUAUUUUAGAAGCUUAUGUGAAAGACACGUUGGAUGAAAUCCAAUCAUCUCUUCUGGAACAAGCAAAAACUUUUCGUGACAGUAACGUUGUGGAUGUGAGUUCAUAUAAUGAACUUAAAGAGGCAAUCUCCCAGGGAAAAUGGGCUAGGGGUCCUUGGUCAGCUAGUGACAAAGAUGAGUUGAAAGUUAAAGAAGAAACUGGAGCAACAAUUAGGUGCUUUCCUUUUGAACAGCCACAGGGACCUAAAACAUGCUUGAUGACCGGUAACGCUGCGGAGGAAGUUGCCAUUUUUGCGAAGUCUUAUUGAGAUAUAAUUUCAACCCGACUUAAAAGGCGGCCAAGUCUAAUUCAUUUGGCUCUUUAAUCACAUUGUGUACACUCUCUUUAAGGUCAUGCUAAAUUCACCGGAAGGGAGCCGCCUCCUCUAUCAACUUUUCUGAGGCAAAGGCCAAGCUACCUGGUUAGUAUGGCAUAUAUCCUCUGAAGUUGGACGUAUUUUUUUUCUCUGCCUGCCUAAUUAUCUUGUUUGGUGGCUCAAUCCUUCAUUUUUGAAGCAGUAUUUAAGCGAUGAAUUUAUGUAUGGAUUAACUAUCUCAUUAAAUUGUGUCUGUUUCCUGUUUCAUAACGUGAGUUUGCUGUUAUUUUGUUGAAUAUUUGACCCUUCAGUAAAUUUUUUCUAUUUCUUC
Molecule: messenger RNA, 2143 nt
Organism: Cucurbita moschata (crookneck pumpkin)
Lineage: Eukaryota; Viridiplantae; Streptophyta; Magnoliopsida; Cucurbitales; Cucurbitaceae
Product: proline--tRNA ligase, chloroplastic/mitochondrial
Exons: 11
Coding region: 118-1764 (548 amino acids)
Biological process (GO): prolyl-tRNA aminoacylation
Cellular component (GO): mitochondrion; aminoacyl-tRNA synthetase multienzyme complex; chloroplast stroma
Molecular function (GO): proline-tRNA ligase activity; ATP binding
Source: RefSeq, a predicted model, not a curated record